AUGGAGGCAAACGGCAAUAUCGUUGCUUUUGAAGGCCAUCCCGACGUCGUAUCGACUCAGCUCCGACUGCUGCCAACCUCGCCUCAGAUCCUCAUUCUUCCUACAGUCCAGUCUUACAUCGCCAAUGAUGAUAAUGAGCAGGCCUUUGAAGUGCGGUCGUAUAUUCGAAAGGUUCAUGAUGCCCUGACCAAGCGCCAUGAAGCCGCGCGCUGCUUUCUCCAAGGAGCGACCCCGGUGAACAAGCGACUCGCAUUCGUCAACGGCGGCACGCCGAGCGCUCAGGCACUGUGUAUCAAAGCAAUUAUGAAGCAUGAGACUGGUGGAGAUAGAGUUGAAGCGGAAGCCGUCUACGCCCAAUUAGCGAGAGAUGGAUUGGCUGGGCUUGAGGCUAAGAGCCGAAUUCACAGCCCGGUAGGCUCUGUCGGCGACGAAGCAAUGUUCGACGAAGAGCUCCACGAUCCCAUAACACGGGCCAUGAGAGCUGCUGAUGCUUUGGAUCGCCAGACUGCCAAUCUGCAGCCCGGUGAUAUGCUCGAUCUCACCUCAUCUACUCGACCACGAAGCUUGAGCUUACCGUUAUAUGGCUAUUCGGAUGGCUUUGGCGACGCAACUCCUUUUUUUCUCUUUGGCGCACACAUUGACGACGAUGAAGUCAUAGAGGACGAUCCCCCUCUAGCUCCUGGAGCGCCAACUUUUGCAUUAGUUGACUACAACCAACCAUCAAAACAAACACAAACCCCGCUCGACCCUGCAGAACUACCUUCAGCUUCACCGAGCUGCGCUGUCAAAUCACAAAGUCGAUCGACUCUGGGAGUAAAUCACGACACUGAGAUGCUUUCCCCCACAACCGAGACUUUCAAUAUUCGCACAGACGAUCAUGCCACCCAUGGAGAGCCCAUCAUCUUCAAUAGGAGUAAAUCGGUAUCGAGCUUCAAGGGACCACUUCCAAGAGUGAAGUCCUUAGAUAGAAUCUACCCGCUCAGUGCCAAGUUGAGGGAUCUUUGUAUUCCGGGGGCGUCUUCAGAAAUAAGUAUAGACUCUGCUACUCCUCGCCGCUCACACUCUUUCAUGGUUGCUAGCGAUCCUAAGCCUCCAAUUAUUCGAAAGCUAAGCUAUAUCGACCGACGAACGGUAGCAUUUAAAAGUCGUCGACCAACGGCCACUGUCGACCUGCCUCAUGAUAGAAAGGUGAACGCAGGGCAAAGCACCGCUGGCAUGUUUCACACUCAUCUUGGAACCGACAUUGCCAUUUCGGCUGAGAUGCAAUUUCAGCCAAUACUACCAUGGGUGGAAGAUUUGCUGGUCUACUUCAAAGACAAGACGCCAAACUUGUUGCUCUCUCUGAUCAUCAAAGCCUUUCAAACUGGCAAUUACCCUAUAUUAUCGAGUUCCACUCCGAGGUCCUCCAAUGCCACACAUACAACGACGGCCUCUCAUCACCUGCCGACUGCCCUUGGCCAGUCAUUGAACAAUAGGUCUCACGAAACUUCUGUGUUGAGCAUGACAGAUGAUGAUUAUGACCCCUUUGCCAAUUCACAGCCUCACCAGCCGCUUGGGAGCGAACAAAUCGGUCCAAUUGUCAAUGUCAUUCGUCCUCCAACGCCAGCACAAACACCGCCCCCUUGCAAAGCAAAAGAAAAUAAAGUUUACGAAUUCGAAAUUGGUUCUGGUCAAACUGCUGUCGCCAUCCAGAAUUCGCUUCGGUCAAUUCUCAGCGUAUAUUUCCCUCCCGAAGCUGACGGCUACCGGCAAUUCCAAUUUUCUCUCCUUCCAGAGUUUGAUGGGCUAUGGAAGCCUGUAUUUAGAGAAUCUGAGUCUAAAGGCUCCCAAAGAGAGAACAGCAGAAAAGUUGACCACAUCCUAGCAAUAGGAUCUCAACAAGGCGUGGACAAGGUAUACUCAUCAAAAAUUAUCAAGCAGUUGGAGACAAUCGGGACAAAGUCAAGCGACCGCCAGGGCCGCAGCGGUCGGGUAGAUUUCCGAUAUUUGCUUGCCAAUGCAAUGCAAGCAUUCACUGCACUACCCCUAACGAACCAGACUUCGGAUAACCCUUUCACCAAUUCGUAUCUUCUGGCGACGCUUCUAAUUCCCCAUCUUGAAACGUACUUGGCACUCCACUCGGAGAUUCGGUAUCUUUUAUUAGAGUACCCUCCAGAACACUUGCCUACGGUACUGGCUCUGCAAAAAUUAAUAGGCGUGGAAAUGAUCAAGGUAGCUCAAAUAGUCGAUUCUACCAACAAGGACCGUCUACCUUUUACUCAGAUUGGAGGUCCUAGCACUGGGGCCAAAACGGAAGCCAAAACACCUAACCUAUCCUCGCGCGCAUCACAUUCGGAAUUCACAGUUUCUAAUGCGAAUUUCUUGCUCACAUACACGGCUACCGCUAAGGACAUUGCGAAAUUUGUUUCCACUGUCUGGAACAUUCAAACUGAGACCGGUGACUCUGAGUCCUCGUCACAAGUGAGGAAAUUGAGUAGCAAGAAGCCGAGACCAGCACCACUGGAUGCUUCCUUCACCAAGUUCCCUCGUUCUUCAGGCUCGCUUCAUAGCAAACCGUCGCCUACCUCGGCGAUUGAAUCUUCUAGCCCCGGAUCUUUGACGUCGUCCUCCCGGCCGCAGUCAUUCAUAGACAUCAAAACGCCCAAGUCGGAUACCAUGUAUAGCCGAGCCUUCUCUCGACGGCGGCUGUUCCGCAGCGACUCAGCAUCAAUGACUACCUUUGAUCACGGUAGUGACGAUAGCGAAUUGGACCUGGAAGAGCGGAGACUUAUGCCAAUGUUUAUGAAAUCGACAGAGCGUCAGGGUAACACCCGAAAAGCCCUCAAAUUUCUCGGCUUGGCCUAA
This is a messenger RNA of Trichoderma asperellum CBS 433.97, 2844 nucleotides long. RefSeq lists its product as uncharacterized. NCBI's taxonomy places the organism in Eukaryota, Fungi, Ascomycota, Sordariomycetes, Hypocreales, Hypocreaceae. The record is from RefSeq and is a predicted model, not a curated record.